Messenger RNA from Platichthys flesus (European flounder), 4045 nucleotides. RefSeq names its product protein phosphatase 1 regulatory subunit 12A. The transcript is spliced from 25 exons. NCBI's taxonomy places the organism in Eukaryota, Metazoa, Chordata, Actinopteri, Pleuronectiformes, Pleuronectidae. Gene Ontology annotation, biological process: signal transduction. Gene Ontology annotation, cellular component: cytoplasm; Z disc; A band. Gene Ontology annotation, molecular function: protein kinase binding; enzyme inhibitor activity; phosphatase regulator activity. The record is from RefSeq and is a predicted model, not a curated record. The coding region runs from base 101 to 2854 and encodes 917 amino acids.
GGCGGCGCAGUCCGGGGGAGGAGAGGCUCAAUCCAAACCCUCCACUCCGCUUCUGCUGCUCGUACCAUGAGCUGAAUGUGUCCGGGACAGACCAGGGAAGAUGGCGGCCACUGACCAUUCCCGGUCCGAAGCUGCCAAACAGCGUCGGCAGGAUCAGCUGCAGCGAUGGCUGGGCUCGGACACGGAUCGGACGGGACCCGAGGCCCGGGACACCUUGAGCGGCUCCGGGACGCGGCGCACGAAAGUCCGGUUCGCGCAGGGAGCCGUGUUUAUGGCCGCCUGCUCCGCCGGCGACCAGGAGGAGGUGGCGGCGCUGCUACGGCAGGGAGCCGACAUCAACCACGCCAACAUCGACGGGCUGACAGCGCUGCAUCAGGCCUGCAUAGAUGAAAAUGCUGAGAUGGUGCAGUUUCUGGUGGAGAGCGGGAGUGAAGUCAACAGAGGGGACAACGAGGGCUGGACUCCUCUGCACGCUGCAGCGUCCUGCGGCUUCAUUCAGAUCACCAAGUACCUGAUAGAGCACGGCGCUCACGUCGGGGCGGUGAACAGUGAAGGAGAGCUUCCUCUGGACGUGGCCACAGAAGACGUCAUGGAGAGACUUCUUAAAGCUGAAAUCAAAAAACAAGAGAUAGACGUGGACCAGGCCCGGAAGGAAGAGGAGAGGAUCAUGCUCCAGGACGCCAUGGCAGUGCUGGCAGGAGGAGGUACUCUCACACCUCACCCUAACACCAAGGCAACCGCUCUGCACGUCGCUGCCGCCAAAGGCUACAUCGAAGUCAUGAAGGUGCUGCUGCAGUGCCCGGUGGACGUGGACAGCACGGACAUCGACAGCUGGACGCCCCUGCAUGCUGCCGCUCACUGGGGGCAGGAGGAGGUGUGCACCCUGCUCGCUGAACACAUGUGUGAUAUGGGUGCCGUCAACAACGUGGGCCAAACACCUCUAGAUGUCGCAGAUGAGAAGCUGGUGGACACUCUGGAGGAGCUGCAGAAGAAACAGAACGCCUUACGCACUGAGAGAGAGAAACAGACUCCUGUUAUUGAGACCAACCCACAAAUCUCCAUGGUACCAGGUCGUGCGCGCAGGACUUCUAUCUCUCGUAUGAGCAGCAAGGACAAAAUCUGUCUCCAUGAGCGGGAGAAGCACCCACCCCCUGCCCUGCAGAGCAACCCGGCCGAGGAUGAGGAGGAGGAAGGCCAUGUGGGACAGGGUCAGCCUCAGAGCCAGGCCAAAGCCUCCAGCAGCUCCAGCUCGGAGGAGGAGAGCGAAUCGGAGAGCGAUGCUGAGUCGGAAAAAGCGAAAAACAGAGAGAUCAUAAACAACUUGAACAACAAACGCAACACCACCAGCCUGCUCCCUACCUCCAUGUCAACGAGCACCGCCACAAGCCAAGUGAAAAAGCAGGAGCCAAGCAAACCCACAACCACUGAGGCCCCGGUCUCCUGGAGAACCUCUCUGAGGAAAGCCGGCAGCUCCGUGACCCUAGGCACGGCCGGACUAGCCGACUCCGGCCCGGACCCCAGCAGACCUCCAGCGACGGUCCUGGGCAUGACCCGCUCCGCAUCCAGCCCCCGCCUCAGCUCCGAGGCUGACCCCAAGGAGCCGAGGCUCGCCAGGGUCCCGCCCAUUCCCACGCGGAGACUCUUCAGCAUUCCCGACAACAGCCCUGACAACUCCAACAGUUGGCUAAGCCGUAGCUCCUCUUACACCCGACGCCUUCAUAGUCAAACAGGAAAUGAUCUCACUAGUUCCACUCCUUAUUUGCUUCACAGCUCAUCUUAUGGAAAGAGACUGGAUGACCCCACCUUGACCUCAGCGAGCACAGGAACAAGCUCCUCUGGACUCAGCCGUCUUAAUAGUGUCUUGGCGCAGAGACUUCCUCAGGAACAGGCAGAGAAAAAGGAUCAGUCGGCCAUCGCCACCUCCAUCUCUCAGAGCAUGACCACGGGCGAGCAGGAGACCAAGCAGAGGCGCAAAUCUUAUCUGACCCCGGUGCGGGAUGAAGAGGCAGAGGCGCAGAGGAAGGCUCGCUCCCGACACGCACGCCAGUCCCGCCGCUCGACUCAGGGGGUGACGCUGACAGAUCUGCAGGAAGCGGAGAAGACGAUGAAAACCAGCCAAACCAACCAGGCCGACAACAAAGGGAGAGAAAAGAAGGAGGAGGAAGAGAAAGAGAAGGAAGCAAAAGCGAAGAAGGGAGAGGAAGGGGAAGUGAGCUGGAGGUCUCGUAUUGCCAGCCUGCAGAAGUCGGACCUGCUGGGCCUCACGCAACCCGCUGGCACUCCGCGGCCUCAGGCUUCCGACAGGAGAGAUGUUGAGGCCAACGCAGGGGAGACUGAGACUAUGCGAUGGGCCAGGGAGCGCAGGGAGAGGAGACAAGCUCGGGCCAGAAGGAAGGCCCAGAGGACCGGGGAGAGUGAUGACAAUGAUCCAAGUGGAGAGGAGGAGUUCUCAGGCAGUGGGCUGGAUCCACAGACAGACCAACACUUGAGUUCCAGGUCGGUUGCAUCCAGUAAUGACCGCACCCAGGGAGGAGAACCUGAGAGCAAGGAUUUCAAAAAGAUGUUCGAGGACGUCUCCAGAGAAAACACCCUGCUCCAAUCUCAGCUGCAGGACACUCAGAGGGUUAUCAGUCAGACUAGGUUGGACCUGGAAAAGGCUACACAGAGACAGGAGCGCCUCACUGACUGCUCAGCCAUGCUGGAUCUGGAGAGAAAGGACCGGAGGAUGUUGGAGCGGCGAAUGGCAGAGCUGGAGGAGGAGUUGAAGGUUCUGGUGGACCUGAGAACAGACAACCAGCGUCUUAAAGAUGAAAAUGGAGCACUGAUUCGAGUCAUCAGCAAACUCUCCAAAUAGAUGUGGGGAGAGUGUCUCGGAGAGGGCGAGAGAGAGACACAUGAAGAGCAGGGAACCCCCUCCUUCCCCUUCCAUCCAUCCCUCCCUCCAUCCCUCCCUCCCUCCUCUCACACAUUCCUCCUCAGUGCCAAAGAGCGAGAGGGGGGAAGAGAAGUAGCAGAAUGUCCUUGCGUAUACGAGCAACCAAGACUUGACUUGGAUUGUGAUGCCUCUCUGUGAACAGCUGGAGCAGCUUCGGUGCCUUAGCGGCCUUUUGUCAAGACCGACAGCACAAAGGCUCCAGCAGGAGCAGCAUGAGACUUGACGACGGCCGAAAUGCCCACGGCCGGUGGAACACACACAAAACACAACAUGUACUACAACUGUGCAUCAUGGGAACCCGAAUGUGCACACACAUUCCUAUGCGUGCAUCACAUACUUCCUCAAUGCACAUUCCACUGAGCGCACAAGGCAGCUUGGGCCUUAAAGCUCCCACUUAGUAUUUUUUUUUUGUGAACACACUCACACACUCACACAUUUACCCCACUCACAGUCCAGAUCUAGCGUGUCGUCAGGCAGUGAAGGUGUCGGCGUGUUCUUUUAAACUCUGAAACACGCUACAGACUCUUUACGCUCGGCAUCGUCAUGACGACACGGGGGAAGUCCAUGAAGCUCUGUUGGGUUGUUUUGUUUCCACAUGCAAGUGUUUGAACCCACCUACCUCUCCACCUAUGCACCUCCCCAUAUACAUUUUUUUAUUUUUGUGACCACAGACACACUCCAUGCUCUUAGGUCAGUCGACCGCAGCACUUUACUCUCCGCCAAGCAAUAAAAGAUCUGCGAGGCCUCUCUCGUCCUCGAUGACUUCAGAGCAGCACCGUCUCACUCAGUUAAGUGGAGGGAGACGAUACCCAUAGCUGAAGGUCAAAGGUCAUUGCACAAUGAUUUAGAAAAUUGCUGUUCUGUCAAAGCCUAUUAUGCAAUGAAUGGUUUUAUUGAUUGCCAUUGAUAAAUAUAUUAUUUUCAUAGUUUUUCAUUGUCAUUUCCUCUCCUGCAAUGGAGCCUAGAAAUGUAUAUUACAUGUGUAUAAAUAUUAGUCCUGAAUAAUAAUACCCUUUUGAAGUAAAGUUCAAUGUAGCCUUUUUUCACAUGUUGGGUUUCUAAUAUAUUAAAUGGAUGUCUGCACCCUAAUAAAAAAACAGUGUGUUUGUA